Molecule: messenger RNA, 1065 nt
Organism: Colletotrichum acutatum
Lineage: Eukaryota; Fungi; Ascomycota; Sordariomycetes; Glomerellales; Glomerellaceae
Product: Intradiol ring-cleavage dioxygenase
Exons: 1
Coding region: 1-1065 (354 amino acids)
Molecular function (GO): iron ion binding; oxidoreductase activity, acting on single donors with incorporation of molecular oxygen, incorporation of two atoms of oxygen
Source: RefSeq, a predicted model, not a curated record
AUGAAGUUUACUACUCUCACUCUUGCUGCUCUCUCUUUGGCCGCCACCGAGGUCAUUGCUCACCCUGAGAAGCUGACCAAGGAGAACGCAAAGAAAGAGGCAGCUCUCGCUGGCCGUUCAACCAAUAAGUGCGCUGCUGCAAUUGAGAAGCGCAAAGCUGAAAUCAUUGCCAAGCGCUCUCAGCGCCUCUAUGAGCGCCGCGUCGAGAAUGGCGAUAUUCUUCCCAACGUCCACGGCAUGUCCAAGCGCAACACUCUUCAAUACACCAGCAUCCAGAACAACACCUGCCUCCUGGCCCCUGAGACCAUUUUUGGCCCCUAUGGUGUGGACGGCGAGUUGGUCCGCCACGACCUCCGCGAAACCCAGUCAGGCAUUGACUUCUACCUUGAUAUCGGAAUCAUUGAUGUCGAGACCUGCGAGCCGCUCGAGGGUGCCUCGGCCUCUAUCUGGGCCUGCAAUGCGACUGGCUCAUACGCUUCCUUCACUGGCAUUGACCCCGACACCUCUGAGUUACUUGAUGGCUGGAGCAAGCGAUCUGAUGGCACUACCGAUGAUGAAACUUUCCUCCGUGGCAUUCAGGUCUCCGAUGAGGCUGGUAUGAUCGAGUUUCUUACCAAGUUCCCCGGCUACUACACUUCUCGCUCUACCCACAUCCACGUGGCUGUUCAAGCCAAUGCCUCCGACGGUGUUGGUUUCAGCCAGAGCGCUCUUCAGCAUGUUGGACAGCUCUUCUUCGAGGAGGACCUCCUUUCCCAGGUGUACGCCGUUAGCCCCUACUCCGCCCACCUCGAGACCCUGAACCGCACCACCAAUGCCGAGGACUCUGUUCUAUCCAGCGCUAGCGAAGACGGCUACAGCCCCUUCAUCAGCGUCUCUCUUCUCGGAGACAGCGUUGAGGAUGGCCUUGUUGGCUACAUUACCAUCGGUGUCAACUCUACCGGUGACAGCAUCGCUACUACUGGCACUGAUGUUAACCCUCAGGGCUGGAUUCCCACUGUUUCUGUGGGGACAGAGAAGAUGGCGCAGGCUACUGCUGCUGACCGUGCUGCCGGUUACACUUCCUAA